AUGGCCUCGACUAGCUCCGACGAGGGCGAGAUCGUGGAAAACGGGGUUGGUGCUCGAGACUCCAAGGCAACUGCACUACCUCAGAUUCAUGGAACUGGUGUUGACCGGAAGGACAGAAUUCGAGCCAGAUACUCGAGAUCUAGAUCGCCUGAUCAUGACAACCCCCGUGCCGCCAGCUCGAGACACGCCCCCAACCACUCAGACCGCCGUAGUCGUUCUCCCAGGGGCUACAAGCGCUCACACAUCGAUCGCGAUCGAGAUGCUCACUCGGCCCGCCUGAACGGAGACCCGCGACACUUCCGCGUCCACUACGAGGAUGCCCGAAGUGACACGCGCCGCUCGCGGUACGCCUACGACGAUGACGACCGGCCUCCCUCUCAUUCAUCGGCCUCGGGCCUUCGCUACGAUGAUAGAGACCGUGCCAGAGACUAUGAUCGAUCACGCGAGCACAGCCGCGACCGCGACGGCUACCCCGAUAAGCGCCCCAGAAAUCGGACGCGGUCUCCCUACCAACCUUCCCGAGCUGGGGGGAGAGAUCGAGCAGGGGAUCGGCCCAGAAGGGAUGACGACCGACACCGACGUCCUCUCGACAGAGACCAGGGAAGGGGCACUCCCGGGCGGAACAACCUGAACAGCCCGCAGCAUUCACAGGCUCAGGCGCCGGUAAAUGGUAGACAUGAUGCUAAAUCUGCGAAAGGACAUUCUGAAGGAGCCCCCUCGGGGAGCGCGCGAGUCUCAGUUCCCAAUCCUGAACCAGAGUCGGAGGAACAGCCCAUAGAUGUGGAUGCCGAGAUUGAACGUCGACGCCGCCGCCGCGAAGAGCUUCUCGCCAAGUCUCGUGGGCCAACUCCUAUGCUCGUCCAAGCGUUACAGGCAUCAGAAAAAGCUUCCCAGUCCCAGAACAGCACGCCUCUUGCGACCGAACCCAACACGCCUCGCUCUGCUGUCUCGUCUCCCUCCUCCCCAGCACGAGGGAUGCAGGAAGGAAUGUCACCUGCUGCCCUGGAUAUUAUCAAUGAUCAGGAUCUGAUUAACAUUCAUGGCAAGUCUCGUGAUGAUGAUGACGAUGGCCCCUCAGCUGCAGACUAUGACCCCACAGCGGAUAUGAGAGAGGACGAAAUGCGAGAUGAGCUCCGUCACGGCCACGUCGGUCCUCACGGGGAGAUACUCCCCUCCGAUCAAAAAGCAGAGAUUGUCCCUAAAGAGGCUGCCCAGCCAAAGAAGUCAACAGAGGAAGACGACGACGAUCUGGAUAUGUUUGCGGAGGAUUUCGACGAGGACAAGUUUGCGGCACCAAAGAGUGCUGUCCAGCCAGAAAAUGAUACGGAUGAUCUUGCCCUAGCUCAUCCAGCUGCCGGUGGUAUCCUCGAAGGCGACGACAAGGAAGGCUACUAUAAGAUUCGCAUUGGCGAGAUUAUGAACGGUCGAUAUCAGGUUCAGUCGACGCUGGGAAAGGGAAUGUUUUCGGGGGUCGCUCGUGCCGUGGAUAUCACGAAUAAGCAGCUGGUCGCCGUCAAGAUGAUGCGUAACAACGAUGCGCUCCGAAAGGGAGGCUACGUCGAGAUCGCCAUUCUACAGAAACUCAAUGAUGCCGAUCCAGAGAACCGGAAGCACAUUGUCAAGUUUGAGCGUCACUUUGAGCACAAGGGUCAUCUGUGCCUGGCGUUCGAGAACCUCAGUCUCAACCUACGAGAGGUGCUCAGAAAGUUCGGCAACAACGUUGGUAUCAACCUCGGGGCAACCCGAUCGUAUGCCCAUCAGAUGUUUGUGGCCUUGGCUCACAUGCGCAAAUGCACCAUUAUUCACGCCGAUCUGAAACCCGACAACAUACUGGUCAACGAGUCUCGCAAUGUUCUCAAAAUCUGUGAUUUGGGCACGGCUAUUGAUAGAUCGGAUGCUGCAACAGCACACAACGAAAUCACGCCCUACCUGAUCAGUCGCUUCUAUCGAGCCCCGGAGAUUAUUCUUGGGAUGCCUUACGAUUAUGCCGUGGACAUGUGGUCCAUUGGUUGCACCCUCUAUGAGCUAUACACGGGAAAGAUUCUAUUUACAGGUGAUAGCAAUAACCAGAUGCUCAAGGCUAUCAUGGAGAUCCGUGGCAAGUUCAGCGCCAAGUUGUACAAGCGAGGUCAGCUCUGGCAAAUGCAUUUCGAUGAUCUAGGUAACUUCAUCAGCAUCGAAAAGGACAAGCUCCUUGCAAAGACAAAUGUCAGGACCUUGGCCGUCGUGAAGCCGACCCGCGACCUUCGAACCCGCCUCACUGCCGCUUCUGGGGGUAUGAACGAUGCUGAGGCCAGGGAUCUAAAUCAUUUCAUUGAUUUACUGGAAAGAUGCUUGACGCUCAACCCGGAGAAGAGGAUUACUCCCUCUGAAGCGCUGAAGCAUCCUUUCUUCCUAAAAGCCAGUGUAUCUGUUAGAUAG
Messenger RNA from Neoarthrinium moseri, 2421 nucleotides. RefSeq lists its product as uncharacterized. The record is from RefSeq and is a predicted model, not a curated record. The transcript has 4 exons. Gene Ontology annotation, molecular function: ATP binding; protein serine/threonine kinase activity. NCBI's taxonomy places the organism in Eukaryota, Fungi, Ascomycota, Sordariomycetes, Amphisphaeriales, Apiosporaceae. Gene Ontology annotation, biological process: peptidyl-threonine phosphorylation; mRNA cis splicing, via spliceosome; peptidyl-serine phosphorylation. Bases 1 to 2421 code for a protein of 806 amino acids.